Messenger RNA from Ooceraea biroi (clonal raider ant), 6185 nucleotides. It is a transcript of the gene form3, whose product is annotated as FH2 domain-containing protein formin 3. Gene Ontology annotation, biological process: cellular component organization. Gene Ontology annotation, molecular function: actin binding. Lineage: Eukaryota; Metazoa; Arthropoda; Insecta; Hymenoptera; Formicidae. The record is from RefSeq and is a predicted model, not a curated record.
GUUGCUCGACGAAAAAAGUCGCGUGCGCGCGUGCCGUUCCGAUCGCUCAGGAUGUCACUCAGACGGUACUCCAUUGGUCAGGGAGUCAUCGCGUUGGUUCGAUGAGAAGACGGAGCAGACUGGGGAAGCAAAACACCCAUAGCCAACAUGGAUUCCCACGUCGGUCUUGACUACAUUGUGGAUAAUCCUGAUUAUUGCGUCAAGCUCGCUUCAGCGUUGGAAACGGCAUGCCCAUCCGUGAAAAAGCAAGUCGUCGAGUUGCUGUCGGCGUUGUGCGUUUACAGUCAGGAUGGCAGACAGAGAGCCAUCGACACUCUUCACAUAUAUCAGGAACGGAGGAGCGAGCGUUAUCGGUUGCGAGUCGUGGUCGACGAGUUGCAGAAAGCGACAGCUGAGGAUUACCAGACGGCAUUGUUGGCGUUCAUAAAUUGUUUGGUCAUCUCGACGCCAGUGCUCAAGGAUCGCAUACGUAUACGUAACGAAUUUAUUGGUCUCAAACUUCUACCGAUCCUCAACGAGCUGCGAAAAAGUCACGCGCCGGACGUGAGGGUGCAACUGAACGCGUUCGAUGAUCAACGGGAAACCGAUGAGGAACUCACCAAUCACGGGCCGCCAGGGAUCGAUCUCUCAUCUCACGUAGACGUCUUUUACGCCAUUCUCGGCCAAGUUGCAGACACUCCGCAGGAGAUACCCUUCUUGAGCAUCCUGCAGCAUCUGCUGCGGCUGGACUCUAAAGACGCCGCCAGUGAUCUAGCAUGGGACACCGCGGAAACUCUGGUGCAUCGAGCCACGUUGCUGGAAAGUCGCGAGGAUGCAACCAAGUUGCUAAGGUCGCCUAGUCUUCAAACGAAUCUAUGCUGUCACUGUCGCGGCGCCGAUCAGAUCUGUGGAACUUCACGGAAGGCGUCGUUACCGGCGAACAGCAACACGAUAGCACCGUUGCCGCCACCGCCACCACCCCCGGCUCCAAACCUAGCUCCAAAUCCGCCAACCUUCGUCCUGCCACCCCCGCCUCCGCCGCCCCUCUUCGCCAACGGCGCCGCUAUUGCCAUCCCCGCCGCCGCUGAUGCACCAAUGGAUCCGCCGAUGCCACCACCCCUGCGCGUGCUUCCUGUCGCAUGCGCACCUACCCCCGAGCCAGCCAAUAAUUACGCCAGACUACUGCCACAACAGGAAAUUCCCACCCCCCGAACGAAGAUGAAAACUAUUAACUGGAACAAAAUACCUAAUCAUAAGGUGAUUGGUAAACGAAACAUUUGGUCUCUCGUGGCGAAUGAACAUCAGAAUUCUCCGAUGGCGGAUUUGGAUUGGGCCGAGAUGGAAGGGUUGUUUUGCCAACAAGUGCCGCCAAUGGUACCACCGUCAACCUGUUUCUCUUCGUGCGGCAUCGGCACCGAUGUUGAACGACGUCGCCGAGAACCAACGGAGAUUGCGCUGCUCGACGGAAAAAGGAGUCUAAAUGUGAACAUUUUCUUGAAACAAUUUCGAAGUUCAAACGAAGACAUAAUUCAAUUAAUCAAGGAUGGUGGUCAUGAUGAUAUUGGCGCGGAGAAACUACGCGGUCUCCUAAAAAUACUGCCGGAAGUGGACGAACUCGAGAUGCUCAAGAGCUUCGACGGCGACAAGUCGAAGCUCGGUAACGCCGAGAAAUUCUUUCUGCAGCUUAUUCAAGUGCCAAAUUAUAAACUACGCAUCGAGUGCAUGCUGCUGAAAGAAGAAUUCGCCGCAAAUAUGAGUUACUUGGAGCCAAGCAUCAACUCAAUGAUACUCGCUGGCGAGGAUCUCAUGACGAACAAACCCCUGCAAGAGGUGCUAUAUAUGGUUUUGGUCGCUGGAAACUUCCUCAAUUCUGGCGGUUACGCGGGCAAUGCAGCAGGUGUAAAGCUUUCUUCGUUACAAAAGCUAACGGAGAUUCGUGCAAACAAGCCAGGGAUGAAUCUGAUACACUACGUAGCAUUGCAAGCUGAGAGGAAACGGAAGGAUUUAUUAAAUUUCGCGAAAGAUAUGACUACUCUAGAAGCAGCGACCAAGACGACAAUCGAACAAUUGACCAACGAAUUUAACAGUUUGGACACGAAAAUUAAAAAAAUCAAGAGUCAAAUUCAGCUCUCUUCGACCGAAAGUGAUAUACAGAGGCAAAUGGCGCAGUUUCUACAGAUGGCCGAGCAAGAAAUGGCGCAAUUAAAGAGAGACAUGGAAGAACUCGAAGGUGUGAGACGAUCGCUCGCAGAAUUCUUUUGCGAAGAUACAAACACAUUUAAAAUCGAGGAAUGCUUCAAGAUCUUCCAUCAAUUUUGCCAGAAAUUCAAUCAAGCAAUCGCGGAGAAUGAAAGACGACGUAUCCAGGAGGAACAAGUUCUAGCGCGUCGUAAACAGCGCGAGGAACAAUUACUAGCGAGAAAACGAUUGUUGAGCAAUCAAACCGAGACACCAGGCUCAGAAUCAGAGUCUAACUUAAUGGACUACGGGUUCUUUGAUCUCCACACCGGCUUACUUCAGAGAAAUACCCGUGGCGAUGCUAAGAUGAAGAGAUUGCAGAAUGGCGGCGUUACGUCGGAUGAGGACGUUUCCGUCGUUGGAUCACCCAGCAUUCGGCGUCGUUUAGGAUCUUGUUCCGGCGGACCUGAUCAACAAUCUACCAAAGAAGAUACUUAUUCGCCAGAUAUCACGCCCAAUGGUACGCUUCGCCGGCGUAGGAGCAGAAUACCCUGUGAAGAUGAUGAUGGCAAUUUAAUGGAUUUCUUACGAACAUCUGGUCAGGAUAACACCCGAGAGAGAAAAUCGUGGGGAAGUUUAGAUCGAUCGUGGGCGCGAAGAGCUCGCGGACAAUCGCGAAGAGGAGAUCUUCUAAACGCCGAUUUUUCGGGUGAUCGGGAACGACCGAGCUCGCCGUCUCCUCUCGCAGAGAACAAACCGUUCCUGCAAGAGGAAGUGAAGCCAACUGGGAAAGCUUGGCGACAAAAGAUCGAGGCAUGGUUGUCGGAGAACGAGAAAGAGGAUCGUGCUGGCAAACAACUUCAAAGAAAAGCAAAACAGUUACACCAAGCAAAUCGACGAUCCUUCGAAGACUCGGAAACCGAAGGCAAAAGUUGCGCGAUGAAUGCUUUGGCGGAAGAUCAACCCAUGCACGAAGGAUUCUCCGAAGUUUUCGAUUGGCGACCAUCCGUUGAAAAAACGGAUGUAAUGCGCACAAUGGAGGCCAUUGAAAAAGCUCAACCGCUUUUGUCUCAGGACAAGUCUCCCUGGCGAAAGUCGAGCUUAAAUGUACCAAAUAGUAUGGAAGAGACUGAUCCGCGUUAUUCCCGCAGACUUAGAUCGAGACACAACACGGAGAACGCUCUUGUCCCGAGUACAUUGCAGGCGAUAAGAGAAGAAGAUAGAAAAAAGAACAAGACCAGUGAUGCGAUCAAUUUGGAUACUCAGGAUGAACUGACGAUCUACCUUCGACAACCCUACACUGGUUCGCAAGUACCUGCAGCUCGGCGAUUCUCGAAGCUCAGUAAAAAAACUACAGAUGAAAAUAAAAUCAGUGACAAAAUUGAGAUCGACUCGGACAACAUCGAGACGCCACCAGCGACCAGACGUUUAUUCAGUCCGCCGAAGGAGGUGAAACCCGUGGAGAAAGAACCCUGCAAAAGGGAACGUUGCAGCAGCUCCCUUCAAAGUCGAGAAACGAAAGCUACGAUUCUGAAGCCUAUCGGCUCUGUCAUGGAUCUCGGUACCGGUAAUUUUGACAGGUACUCGGCGACACGACGAACACGCAGAUACAAAAAGACUCAAGAUUCUGCAGGAGACAAGUCGGACGCGUCGAGUCCCGAGCUGGUCUACGACGAGAAGCCGCAGCGGCCCAACACUUUGCCCUUGGCUGAUGAGCAGGCGCGCGAAGAAGAGGAUGCAAUGUUGCGCGUUUGGCAGGAUAAACUGAAGCGACGUGACAUCGGCUCGACAAUAUCACGUGACAUUGACGCUGCGCUGGCGGAGAUCGCGCGUUCCGGUGAAGAUCUUCAACAUUUAUCGCAUUCAACGACGACCACAACAACGACAACGACAACGACAACGACAACGACAACAAGCACUCACAGAAACUCGAGACUUCCGGUUAGUCAGCCGCCGCCGGUAGUGGCAGUGACCAACACCGUGCUGAGCCCAGUGAUGCAAGAAUCACGGCCACGUGAACCUAUCACGGUGUUUGCCGAGAGGGCAGUAACGAGUCGCGAGCGUCAUCGAAGCAUGAUCGACCCAAGUCAGGUAAAGGAAGCCGUCCGUCUGACGAGCAACCCUCCUAGCCAGGUGAACCAGGAGCAAGAGUCCAGGAGUUUCUCACGAAACGGUACAUUGCACUUGGAUGGAAAACAUGAGCGAAGCAACGUACCCAACACUACGAAGAGUAGAGAGCACAUGAGCUCGAAGGACAAUGAUCUGAAAAAGGAGAUCCAAUCUGCGGAUGAUCCACACGAUCGCUCGGUAACGCGGCAGAGCUCCAUGUUCCGCAACAAAUUCAUCCCCGACAUAAACGUGACGUCCUCGUCAUUGGCAAAUCCAUCAUCUGGCAAAGGCAAAGAUCAGGAGUUGAAUGAUGAGGGCUUCGAAGAAACGCAGAGCCUUGUGUCGGAGACCCUGAGUCAAGAAACGUCCUCGGGCAAUUACGAAACGGACACGCACGAUUCAACUCGGUGUUCGCCAGCGGAGCUCGGUUAUGGCGGUGAGUUACAUGGUCGCCGUAGCAUCAUGGCGGUGGACGACGACGACUUGGACGGCCGACAGAAACCAACAACGACCAAAAUAUUCGGCAAAACAAGGGAGACCGCGUCGACGAGGACCUCUCAGGAAAAGUCCAGCUUUCUGCCGAAACGCACGAGCGACAAGCGCGAAUCUACGCCAAGGAAAACGGAAUCCUUGAAGAGGGUCUCGAAUGUCGUUCGAGUUCCGAGCAAUACGGCAAUGAUGAGAAACGAAGUGCAACGUUCGGGUUCUAGAAGCAGUCUGCGCAGCUCUCGGAGCUCUCUGAACAGUGCCACGUCCGUCAACACGGUAAGAAAUUUGGCCGCUAAUCACGCGCACCUUCGCAACUACACCUCGGCUAUCCGCGCUCUCACCAACGACUUGAGGAAGAACAGUCCGUCGAGCAGUCCAGUGCCGCCGUCGAAGGACUCGUCCGUCGACAAGAGACGACCGAGUCCUCGUGUCGUUGGCAUUAGCAGAAUACCCGCCAGUAGAAGCAGCAGCAGCGGCAGCAGCGUCGGGCCCGCAGCGAGAAAUGCCCGAAAGGCACCAGCGGUAGUGCCUGGUAUGCCAAAAGUGACCAAGGGCCGACCGAUCAGUUCUCGCAGCAGCAGCAGCGGUAGUAGUGUCGGGCAGCAAUCGGUCCUAGGGAACAGACCGAUUGGCGACAAAACAUCAGCUACACAGAAGAGCAGACUGAUGCAACCGCGAGCUGGAUCAAAAAGUCACAGUUUCAUGAGGCCUACGACCGCCAGUGUCAACAAAGGUUCCAUACCGAACCUUCCGAAGAGUAUCAAAGCCAUGAUCAAGUGAUAUUUCUCUUCGAUAAGAGAAGCCAUUUAAAUAAUAUUAUCAAAAAGGCGUUUUUUUAACAAUUAUUAGAAUAAUAUUACAAGUAACAAGCCGCAGCAUUAUGUAGGAUCAGCAUCAGCAAAGUCGGGUGUUUGGCAAUUGCAGUUUGGCAAUUAAUAUUAGAGUUGUAACAAUGAGGAUUUUGAUAGUUAGCUGGUCGUAAGAUAGUCUGCACAUGAGAUUACGUAGCAACGAUUCUUUUAGCUUAUUCAUCGUCUUACAGCGUUAAGCCGGAGUAAUAUAUAUAAGACUAUUCUUUUCUCUUUCCAGUAUACCUUACUAUCACACCAAACAAUGCAAGUCCACGGAUAAGAAAACGAAAUCAAAUCUAUUUUCAGCUUUACCAUGCGAUACCCAUGUUAUGAUCGACAAAACUUUAAGGAAUAUUUUAUGUUUGACACCAAAUUGUGUGUCUGUGCGUGCGUGCGUGUGUGAGAGUCUUCCGUUAAAUAUUUUCUAGAACAUAUUCAAAGUAUAUGUAAUAUAUUGGAUUAAUGUGCCUGUGUUACAUAUGUAUGUACUCGUAUGUAUGUAUGUAAUUCUUUUUGUUAACAGAAAUAAAUCUACUGUAGAGUAUGUCCGACAAUAAAUUAACAAAUUAUAUAAUACAA